AUGAACGCCGUAGACCACUGGGCGCCAACCUUCGAAUGUGAAACAUGCACCAGCACCUUCAGUUCUCAAAAUGGCGCCAACAACCAUAUGAAUGCGAAGGGUCAUUGGCUUCCAACCGUUCCAUGCCAGACGUGCCCGAUGAAGUUCCAAUCAGACCAAGCCGCUGAGAACCAUAUGCUCGCCAACAGACAUUACAGGGCCUACUGCUACGAUUGCGAUCGUGCCUUCAGGGACGAGCACUGUUUACGCCAGCAUCUGAAUUCCAAGACCCACCGUGGUACUAGUAUUCCGUGCCCGUUCUGUCGCACUGGCUUUGUCACGGCUAGCGGUGUUUCCCAUCAUCUCGAAAGUGGAUCCUGCUCUCAAGCUCAAGGCUUGAAUCGCGACAAAAUUCACCGCAUUAUCCAACAGCUUGACCCGAAUGGCUACGUCUGCAAGAAACAGAUUGGGUGGCAUGGCGAGGAGAAUGUUACUUACUCGGUCACUGACAGUGCAUGGAAUGGCGCCUGUUGGGCGUGCUACCUUUGCAAAAAGGGGUUCAACUCGCGGAAGGCGCUAGAAUCCCAUGUAAACUCGCCUGUGCACAAGGAGAAGGUCUACCACUGCCUCAAGCGUGGCUGUCCCAAGGAGUUCCACUCCCUGGCUGGUCUGUUCAACCACCUUGAGAGUGAAGCGUGUGGAUUCAUUCGCUUCGACGGGGUUCAACAGGUUCACAGGCAGUUGAACGAUGCUAUCAUGGGCAACCGGAUGAUCACUGGAUUCUAG
Penicillium griseofulvum is the source of this 765-nucleotide messenger RNA. Its product is annotated as Zinc finger, C2H2. Gene Ontology annotation, molecular function: chromatin insulator sequence binding. Gene Ontology annotation, biological process: regulation of transcription by RNA polymerase II. Gene Ontology annotation, cellular component: chromosome. The transcript is spliced from 2 exons. Bases 1 to 765 code for a protein of 254 amino acids. The record is from RefSeq and is a predicted model, not a curated record. Lineage: Eukaryota; Fungi; Ascomycota; Eurotiomycetes; Eurotiales; Aspergillaceae.